Molecule: messenger RNA, 778 nt
Organism: Lathyrus oleraceus (garden pea)
Lineage: Eukaryota; Viridiplantae; Streptophyta; Magnoliopsida; Fabales; Fabaceae
Exons: 3
Coding region: 2-778 (258 amino acids)
Source: RefSeq, a predicted model, not a curated record
UAUGGAUAAACCAUCUAGCUCUUCACCAAAAAAAAAGAAGACUAGAGGUGUCACAGCAUUGCUACGUUUCAUUGCCAAACUUCCUGAUGGUGAAAAAUACCAAAUUGAUUUUGAUCCUGAUACCUUCCAACCCAUUGGUCAGUAUGCUGCAAAGUUUAAAAGUUAUUUGUCAUUCAUUGCACGUAGCAAGGUUAGUAUAAAUGAAAAGCAAUGGAAAAAGAUAAGCGAUAAGUUGAAGGACGUGAUAUGGGACGAUAUCACGUGUAAGUUCACUUGCCCCACUGAUAAAGAAUUUAGGAAGCAUUGGUUUGUUUAUAUGGGGGAACGAUUGAAGCAAUUUAAGACAUUGCUCUCAAAUGUCUAUAUAUUUGGGAAAGGAGAUAAGCAUGGAAAUACAACUCCAUUUGAAAAGUAUAAAUUUAUCAAAGAAGAAGAUUGGGAUUUGUUUGUCCAGACUCGACAAAAAGAAGAUUUUCAAGAGAAAAGGCUAAAAGGAAAGACACAUGCAUCAAAGAAUAUCCACCCUCAUAUUUUGUCUCGUGGUGGUUAUGAAAAACUUAGGGCCACCGUAAUGGAAGAGAGGAGGAAAAAAGUGAUUGAAGAGGCCAAAGGUGAUGAAAGUUUGAUGGUUGACCCUCCCGAACUAAAGCGAUAUGAGGCAUGGUUGAUGGCUCGACAGAAGCCAUUGGGAAAUUUUACAUCUGAGGUAACAAACUUAGUAGCAUCUAAGAUUGUAAGUAAUAAAAGAUUUAUUGAUAAAUUUAAAUUUCAUUCAUAA